This is a messenger RNA of Cavia porcellus (domestic guinea pig), 1539 nucleotides long. It is a transcript of the gene Tmem218, whose product is annotated as transmembrane protein 218. The record is from RefSeq and is a predicted model, not a curated record. The coding region runs from base 509 to 856 and encodes 115 amino acids. The transcript has 7 exons. Lineage: Eukaryota; Metazoa; Chordata; Mammalia; Rodentia; Caviidae.
AGGGGGAGAGAUGAGCGUUAAAAAAGCGGCGCUGAUUAGCCAAUCCAAACUCACAUGAAUGAAAGCCCACUUGUGAUUCGCCCUAAGUAGGCCAAAGCUCUGGCGACUCAAAGAGAAUGGACCUUGAGUUAUACUACUACUUCUGACUGGCCUUGAACUCCCCACAUAGCCCAGGCUACCCUUGACCUUGUGGCAAUCCUCCUGCUUCAGCCUCCUGAGUGCUGGGAUUAUACACGCAUGCCACCAUACCUGGCCCAAAACCUGAAUCACUUGUCCCUUGACUCCUUCCCAUUUCCACAGGAAUCUCCAUAGACAACAUCGGCUGGUUUGAUGUCCCCUUACACUCUCCUUGUAUCUUAUGCCUCCUCUGUGGGUUCAUUUUCCUUCUUGCUGAAGCACAUCUCCGAAGAGCUCUUUGAAAGGGAUAUUGAGAAGAUGGGCAUUUUCUUUCUUUGGUGAAUAAGAACUCUGAGAAUGCAGUGAAAAUUCCUGUCUUGGGAUCGCCUGGAUGGCUGGCACGGUGCUGGGAGUGGGCGCCGGCGUGUUCAUCCUGGCCCUGCUGUGGGUGUUGGUGCUGCUGCUGUGUGUGCUGCUCUCCAGGGCCUCCGGGGUAGCUAGGCUCUCUGUGGUUUUUGUAUUCCUCGCUGCGGUGAUUGUCACGGCAGUUUUGUUACUCUUCCCCCGAGCCAGCGAAUUUCCAGACCUGGCAGUGGAGAUGAAGAUCGUGGACGCCUUUUUCAUUGGGCGCUAUGUCCUGCUGGCUUUCCUGGGCACUGUCUUCCUUGCAAGCCUCUUCUUGGUUCUGACGCAUCAUGUCCUGGAGCCCAUCUAUGCCAAACCACUGCGGUCCUGCUGAGCGCUGUUUGGGAAAUGGAGUCCCGUGGCCUCCCGGCCUCCGUGUGGAUGCAUCAGUGCACAGAAAGCCACUCUUCAAGCCCUGUUUUUACAGCCUUUGUGCCUGAAGAGUAAGGAACUGUCCAUGCUCACCAAGAUAACUGUCCUGAGCCUUGGACUCUACAAACAGGGUUGCAACAUGGUCUGGGGGACACAGUCACACCCACUGGAAAGGAAUAUUGUCAUCUUGCUCUCUGUGCUUUAGGAAUUUCACAUUUGGAAAGAGAAACAAUAAUUAUCUGCUUAGAGCAGAUUUUCAGUGGUUAUUAGUAAGUAGAUUUUGGAGUAUUUUGGCUUCUGCUGUCCAGUAGAAGAAUCUUUUUAAUAACACAGUAUGUAAAUUUUUGUAACUUUUGUUUUUGUACUGAGGAAUAAACACAAGCCCUUCACAGUGAGCUCCAGCUCCAACGCUGGUUUUAUUUUUCGAGUUUAUUUUUGGGCUUGCUAAAUUGCCCAGGUGGGACUUGAACUUGCCAUCCUCCUGCCUCAGCCUCCCAAGUACUCGGACUAUAGGUGUGUGUGAGAUGCCUAAUUAUGAGGUUAGACUCACAAAGGAAAGAUUCUCAACUUUUCCCUACUUUAUAAUAGGGCCUUUAAUAAAUAGGUUGUAGUAAAAAUUAAAUAAACUUCAAAGAAAUGAGCAUA